This is a messenger RNA of Camponotus floridanus (Florida carpenter ant), 4929 nucleotides long. RefSeq lists its product as uncharacterized. Gene Ontology annotation, biological process: tRNA methylation. Gene Ontology annotation, molecular function: tRNA (guanine) methyltransferase activity; RNA binding. The coding region runs from base 370 to 4908 and encodes 1512 amino acids. NCBI's taxonomy places the organism in Eukaryota, Metazoa, Arthropoda, Insecta, Hymenoptera, Formicidae. The transcript has 11 exons. The record is from RefSeq and is a predicted model, not a curated record.
AGUGAAACUUGUGUUAUCGCGAAUUAUCAUAAAGCUUGAUAACUUAUGACACUUGUUUACGCGCGUCCACGUGUAAUUUUAUUGGUUAAAAUAAAGGUGGAUUUUAUAUUAUACGUGUAAUGUUUAUUAUGAUAAUAUUUGAUUAUAAAAAUAAUCAGAGGAGAUCUUUGACACAGAUUAAUAGACUGUGCCAGAAGCUUGCGGAAUAACGAUCGUUUUGAAAAUAUUCGAUACUUUCCAGACUCUCUUUCACUUUCAAAUGACAGGAUAACACAGUGUUUGUAUCUACUUUGUCAUUCUACGAAAUACAUUAACAGAACAAUUAAUUUUUAUAUGAUUUAAAAUAAUUAUGAAAGAAUAAGAAAUAGAAUGGAUCUGCAUAAUCGUUAUUUACGUAUUUCGACACUGGACAUUUCGAUUUUACAAACCCCAACAAAUGACCGCAAAUGUACGAAUGGCACAUUCGUUUUACAUCAUCGUUUUGUACAGUUUUACAAUAAUGGGAUGACUGAAGAACAAUUGGAUAUAAAUAAACUUGAAAUCUGUCGAAUGCUGUUAUGUCACGAGUAUCAGUUUGCAUUUAAUGCCAUCGAAAAUCGCGAUAAUAAAAGAUAUCAAAUACCUGCGGAUGCGGAAAAUAUUUGUUUUUCUAGUAUAAGAGCAAUUUUUCCACCGCAUUAUCUGCGAAGUACCUCGGAAAGUUUAAUCUUAUAUGACAUAAUAGCUCUGCAAAUGAUACUUUAUUGUAGUACUGAGUCAAUCAAACAACAUUUGCAAAAUUUUCUCCAUUCGAGCGAUGCCUAUUUUACAAACAGCAAUAGUAGAAUUAUGUACAUGAAGUUACUGGAAUAUUUUUUAGAAUUUCUACAUUUGUAUGAAUUUCUUCGUAAUGAAAGCAAUAGCGGUAAAGAAGAAGAAUUAAAGGAACUUAAUUUUAUGUAUUUGGAUGUUGUCAAAUCAUGGAUAAAGAUAAAGGAAGAGGAUUCUGAAUGGAGAGUGUUUGCUUCGAUACUUCCUAUGUUGGUGAAAAUUUUUGCUCAUGAAUGUAUCUUAUUUCCACUGUGGGAUUAUAUUUUGGAUGAAAUAAGUGACUUGAAAGAAUCUCUCACUAUCCUAAGUAUUAUGGCAGAUACAUGUUUUACAUCAGCCAGUUCAAUAGAUCUCACUUAUAUACAUUGCGAUAUCUAUACCAAGAGCACAUUCUGGUUAAUAAUAUUAAAAGGAUUACAAUCACCUUUGCAACAAUAUCGCAAACAAGCUUUAUAUCUGAUGAGAAAGGCAAUCGAUUCUCUAAAUGAAAUUUUUUCACUUAAGUUUGUAAAUUCGAGAUUGAUAAAGGCCCAAAUUACUCCAUUUAUUUGUAAUAAAUCUAAUAAUGAAACUUCAUCGAUAGAAUGCGUUAAGCAGAAAUUUUUUUUGAUAUAUGAAGCAUUAGAAGAGAAACAAUAUCACUUAGUAGCAUCAGCUUUAACUCAUAUAACUAGUUUAAUAAACGCGAAUAAAGAACACAAAUCCUGCAAUAACUGUUUUGAUAUUAUAUGGUUGCAAUGUAUUUUUGAAAAAAUUUUGCUGCAUGAAAAUAAUAAUAUUGUAAAAUGGGGUGUAUCACAAAUUUGUAAGUUAAAUGGAACUAUGUUUAACGAACAAUUUCUAGAAUUAUUUGUUAAUGUUCUCAAUAAUACUUUUCUCUAUGAAUGUCAAUCUAAUGAAGAAUGUCCAGAAAUUGUGAAAGAACUCUCGAUAUUUUUUAGCACAGAGGAAAGUAAUUUACUUAAUAAUUUUCUGAAAAAAGUUAGCAAAGUAAUUUGGGGUCCUGUGCCAAUAUUUUAUAUAAUACACACAUUACGAACGGUUUCGCAUAAGAUACAAUGUAAUUGGCAAACCAAUGAAUUAAAUGCCGUUAAAUCUUUAGUGGAGACGAACCUGAAUAUGCAUUCUCAUAUAUUACGUAUUGCGUCUCAAAUUGAACUUUUAAGAGCAAUCCCCGAUUAUGUGCAUAAAAUAGACAAUCUGAUAUUACUCGCUAAUACUUUAGCUGCGUUUCCUUUUGAAGAAGGUCUUAAAAGAGAAAGUGCUCUCUGGAAUGUGAUUACAACAUGGUUGAGAAAAGUAUUAACGAAAGAAGACGCCAUAACUUUUGUGGAGAAUACUUGUUUGAAAUAUUCGCACAAAGAUAUCACUCCUGAAAUAAACCUCAAGACGUUUGCGUUGAUAACAUAUUUAUUAUAUGACGCGAAUUUUAUACUGAAGAAUAUAAUUUGUCGCGGCGAACAAGCAUUCAGCAGAUGGCUAUUUUGUUUAAAUUGUAUGAGGCCUUAUGCAGAUAUGGACUCAAGUAUCGAUGCGAUAGAAUUUAUAUCGCAUUUAUCAAAUCUCUCCAAAGAAACUUUCAACUACAUGGACUUGAUAUCAUUAUACGGACCCCUCGGUUUUGAGUUUCUAAUUAAAAAUGUGAGAAAGAUGGCCACAGAACUAACGUACGAAGAUUACACGAGAUAUAUAGUUAUAGUAUCUUUGCAUAUCGUUAACGCAAAAUUGGUCAUGUCACACUGUGCAAACGAUUAUGUGAAAAAGCUGCAAAACGAAAGCAUACGUUUAUUAAAAAAUACGCAACAUCAAAACGUGGGAUACUUGUUUGGAUUACAUCUUUUGCAUCUUACCCAGAAUAUUUUAAUUCUGCCGUUAACCACAACUUUUUAUACGAAACAUUUGUUAAACGUACAAGCGAUUCCAGUAAACGUUAAUAAUGACAAUACACCAGAUUUAAGAGGAAAAAUUGCAUCGGAAUAUUAUUUGCUUCUUUCGAAACUCAUGCAUCAAUAUCUUACGAAUUCUCCGAUACAUUCAUGGAUUUCCACUGCCGCAUUGCUGUCUAAUUUAUUAAAAUUUUUCGAGUUAGGGGGAAUCGAAAUUAUUUCUGAGAUAGCAACGAUAUUGACAAUAAUGAUUGAUAAUAAAGUAAUAAAUACUACAAAUGAUAGAGAAACUUUGGAAAAUAUUUUUAAAUCAUGCUGGAGAUGUAUCUUUGUCAGUAAAAAGAACAAUAUUUUUUGGACAGCAAUACAGAAUCUUACGGGAAUUAUCAUUAAUGAUAACUUUUUGAUUUUGCCUAAUGCAAUACAAUUUAUAACAGAAUUUGUAGAUCAAUUAGUGGAAGAAGGAGACAGUACGCCGAAAUUUAAGAGAAUACUACUUUUGAAAAUGAAAAAAUUGAACGAAUGUAAUUUGCUAAAAUUGGAAAGACCAUUAUUGAGUUGUCUUCUUCACGGUUCUGUACUUCGGCGUGAUAAAAGAAUCGAAAAUUAUACUCAUUUAUUUAUAAUCAAGCAUUUGGGCCAAUAUUAUCCAAAGCAUAUAUUGACAUUAGAUUAUAAUAACGAUGCUGCAAUUAGAGCAGAGGCGAUUGUACUGUUAUAUAAGAUAAUCAACCAUCUGGAAUUAAAUUAUGCAGCGAUAAUUAUGCCACUUAUACUCGAAAUAUUGGAAAAAUACAAAAACAAGAGACACUUUAACAACUCUUACAUACAUAAAUUAAAACACAGAUUAAUGCAAAUUUUGUUGAUUUUAGAACCAGUUCUGAGCGAAGAACUCGUUGUCCAGCUACAGGAAAAGUUAUGUGAUUUAAUUCUCCUAGAAAGCAAUCAGCACAGUGUGAGAUUAAUGCAAGAAUGGAUAAUGAUACGAAUUUUUAAGAAAAAUAUUAAUCUGCAUAAUAAGCUAUGGCAAUUUUUCUCAAAGGGUAUAAAAGAGCGACCAGGAUGUACAAUUUCUAUAGCCAGUAUUAUUUAUCAUGUUGCACAACUUCUAUCAAAUGAUGAUCAGAAAAAUUUUAUUCGCGCAGCUCUGCCAUACAUAGCACAAUGUUGUUUAGGUCAGCAAUUUAAUAUACGUCUUUAUAACCAGUUUAUUUUGACACAAUUAUAUGAGUUAAUGAAAAAAGCAAAUGAUGAUAGCAUAUCCGAAUACAAAGGCAUAUAUCAGGCAGCUGUAAUUAAUUUACAAGAUAGUAGUUUAACAAAAAAUUCGAUUAGCAUACAGGAUGAUUUCUACUUUUCGAGUUUUCAUCCAAUCAAUGAUUAUAGUUUGCAGACAAUUUACUAUGAAUUACCACGGUUGACUAAUAUUAAUUCUGAUGAAUGGAUCAGUCCAGAUAUAUUCAAAGCCUUAAUGUUUGAACAUAAUGAUUAUCAUCCUCUACAACUUUAUAACAUUGAUUCAUUUCUGUCUGAGACUAAAACUUCUAUAUAUCUCACAAAAUCUCUUGCAGAUGAUACAGAAUCAUUAGCAAAUAGUGUUGAAACCUAUUUAGAAGGUUUACACGAUAUUCAGAAAAAAAUGGAUCCAUCCAAAUCUACAAUUCCACUAUACAGUGAUAUUUUUGAAUCAAUGAAGGAAUCUAUGUAUCAACAAGAUUUACAAUCACAUAAAGAAGGUCUGAUAGUUGUAGCAUCUUUUAUCAAUCGGCCACCAAAUUUAGGUGGAAUUGCUAGGACAUGUGAAAUAUUUGGAGUCAAGGCAUUAGUUAUUGCAAAUUUGGAUUAUAUAAAAGAUAAGGAGUUUCAGUGCCUUAGUGUAUCUGCAGAAAGAUGGAUAAAUAUACUACAGGUGAAACCACACGAAUUACAAAAGUAUUUGUUUGAGAAAAAGAACGCAGGAUGGUCUCUAAUCGGUGCUGAACAAACAGCCAAUAGCAUAAAUCUUCUACAAACAAAAUUCGAGAAAAAAACUAUUCUCGUUUUAGGAAAUGAGAAGGAUGGUAUACCUGCCAAUUUCAUACCUCUCUUUGACACAUGUGUAGAAAUACCUCAAGUAGGCGUGAUACGAUCGUUAAAUGUUCAUGUUACUGCUGCAAUUUGCAUAUGGCAGUAUGCGAGCCAACACACAUUAAGACAAUUUUCUCAAGUUUGAAGGUACGAGAUAAUAAUACAA